GUGGGCGGUGAGUGGUCGCUCAGGUGCGGCUCCGCUCGCUCGGCCUCGGCGGCGCCCCCGGGCACAGGUCUGCGCCGAGCCGGGCGGAGCGGGCGCUGGAGACGGCCGUGGAGAGCAGGUGCCAGCCGCGAGGGCCGAGCCGGUUCGGGACGCAGCGAAGCCUUCCGGAGGAGCCCCCCGAGGAGAGGCGGGACGGAGGACCGCGAGGCCUCGGGGCUUCCCGCUCCUCCGCGCGGAGAGGGCUGCACGGGGGGCAGGGCAGAAGCUUCGCGGCGGGAAGGAGGCGGUGACCAUGGAGACAGAUGUGGCCGAAGUGCCCGGGAAGAGAGCUCUGUCUUCCCAGGAGUCUCCCUUUUCCCAAGAAAAGAGCCCAGAAGAAGGAGAAGUGGCAGCUUUGCGCCUCACCGCCAGAUCGCAGGCAUCAGUAACGUUCAAGGACGUGGCCAUGGACUUUACCCCAGAGGAGUGGGGGAGGCUGGAUCCUGCGCAGAGGGACGUGAUGCUGGAGAACUACCGGAACCUGGUCUCGCUCUGGCUUCCAGUUUCCAAACCUGAGAACCACAACUUGGAGAAUGGAAAAGAACCACUGAUGCUUGAGAGAAAAGCCCCCAAAAGCAGCUCUUCAGACUCGGAGACUAGACCCAGAAGCAAAGAUUCAACUAAAGUGCAAGAUUUUUCCAAAGAAGAAUCAUGCCAGGUUGCAGUCAUAGACAGGCUGACAAGGAAUGGUGUCUAUGACUCCAACUUGGAAACAACUCUCGGAUGUGAAAACUGGUUAGAGAAUCAGCAAGGAAAUCAGGAGAGACGCUUGAGAGAAAUGUUCACCCACAUGAAUUCACUCCCAGAAGAGAGAGCUCUUGAGCAUGAUGUUUACUGGAAAAGCCUGGGCCAGAAGUCAGGGCUCACUCAAGACAGAGUUCCCAAAGGAUCCUAUGCCUUCCAUACCCUAGAAAAAAGACUGAAACAGAAGUCAACCUUAAUGAAAAAGCAGAGGACCUAUAAAGAGAAAAAACCUCAUAAAUGUAAUGACUGUGGUGAGCUCUUCACUUACCAUUCAGUGCUCAUCCGACACCAGAGAGUCCAUACUGGGGAAAAACCCUACAGCUGCACCGAGUGUGGGAAAUCUUUCAGCCACAGGGCCAAUUUAACUAAACACCAGAGGACUCACACUAGAAUUCUCUUCAAGUGCAGCGAAUGCAAGAAAGCCUUCACAGAAAGCGCAUCCCUUGCAAUACACCAGAGGAUUCACAUUGGAGAGAGACCAUACGAGUGCAACGAGUGUGGGAAAGGCUUUAAUCGAAGCACACACCUCGUGCAGCACCAGCUGAUCCACACAGGGGUGAAGCCUUAUGAGUGUAACCAGUGUGAUAAAGCCUUCAUCCAUUCCUCAGCACUCAUUAAACAUCAAAGAACUCACACUGGAGAGAAACCCUAUAAGUGUCAGGAAUGUGGGAAAGCCUUUAGCCACUGCUCGUCCCUUACCAAACAUCAGAGGGUUCACACUGGAGAAAAACCCUACGAAUGCAGCGAAUGUAGAAAAACCUUCAGUCAGAGCACACACCUCGUUCAGCACCAGAGGAUUCACACCGGAGAGAAACCCUAUGAGUGUAGCGAAUGUGGGAAAACCUUCAGCCGGAGCUCAAAUUUUGCUAAGCAUCAAAGAAUUCAUAUUGGGAAGAAACCGUACAAAUGUAACGAAUGUGGAAAAGCCUUCAUUCACUCAUCAGCCCUUAUUCAGCACCAGAGAACUCAUACUGGGGAGAAACCCUAUAGAUGUAACGCAUGUGGGAAGAGCUUUAAGUGCAGUUCAUCCCUCAUCAGACAUCAAAGGAUUCACAUGGAAGAGCAGCCCUGAGAAGUGACUGACUGAAGAAACGUUAAGUUGGCGUCACCGCUGCGUUAAACACCUGAGUGAUUUAGGUUGAAGAUCCAUAAGAUGCUGCCCGAGGACCAGUUCUGUGUGCGUCUAACUCUGCCUGCAUAACACGUAAUUUUGAGCCAUGAACAGAAUGUCUCAUGUCCAUUGAUUUGAUCAUUCUUAAUGCUUCCAGCCAGAAAUCUCAAAGGUUGAUCCCUAACCCUCCCCCUUUGUCCCCCAAUACCCUUUUGUGGAAAUUCAGAAAGUCCUUGGGUGCGGGUAGCAGUACAGUCAUUGUGAAAUCCAGCUUCCCCUCUUUGUCACAUCAAAGCUUGUUACAGUGUCUCACUUCAUAAGCACAUUCAUAUCUGGUACGGGAGGCAACAAGCUCGUGUUCUUAUCAUCGGGAAGACGCAGAGCUGUUCCCCUUUCAAUCCAAGGUGGAGACCCAGAUAUAUGGAGAAUGUCGUUUCUUUUAUGUUAACUGUGAAAACUUAAAGGUUAAGAGUUGAAAUGUGCUUUGGAUUCCCUCCCACCCCCAAAGGCUGCUGUCUCAUUUGAUGAACAUAAAAAGCAGGGUCUGAGUUGUGCUCAUGUGGAUUCUGAUGAGAUUCAGAUUAUUUCUACCCCUCUGCUGGGUAAAUCUUCACUUUACACCUCCGUGGAAGUGACCCUGAGGUAGAGAAAGAGCCAGAAUCUUAACUUUGGUUUUUGAUCAGGUCCCUCUUUUCUUACCCUUGGCGUUGAACGAAUCCUUGAUUUUCUGUAAUCACAGUAACAGGGAGAUUUCAUUUCUUCACCUUAUUCUGCUCUCUGUACGGUAUGUUUGGAGAGAAAGCCCCUGGGAUGUGGAGAGUCUGAAAAGUUGAUGGGUUCAGUGUGUUGUUACAUUAGGGUCUCAGGCAAGAAGAAGAACUGAAGCAACUUCGAGGCACAAGGAACACCUUCAUGUCACGUACAGAAAAGAGUCGAGGGACAGUGACUCCCGGAGGACAAGUAGCUUCUCCCUCCCCCACUACCACCCCCACCCCAGGAAGAAGUUGCCGUUUCUCGGGCCUCAUGUUUACCUACGUUUUUUGUUGUUUUACUUCUUUAUGUCGGUUGGUCUUUGCUUUAUCCCAGGGUCCCAGGGAAGGUGGAAGAGGCUUGAAGCCACGGUGAUCUAUUGACGUAAGUUCCGUGGGUGAUCACAGACCCGUGUAGUGGGAUUGGAAAUACAAAAGCAAAAGUUCGAAUAAACAUUUAGCAAAUACCAUACAAAUCUCAGUUUUUAUUGUUGCUCUGUUAUACGCUGUGAAGAAGAUUAUAGAAAAGAUAGGGAAGGAUUAGUUACAGGUUUUUUCUUUCUCCUUUCCUGAAUGCUAUCCUUAGAUAUUCGGCAACCAGCCCGAGCUCUUCCCUGCCCCCCUCCACAUUAUCCCUGUUACUCCUUACAGUUCCCUCUGUAGCCUUUAGCUCUAUUAUUGAGGAAAAGUGGAGGAGCAGAGUUUAAAGAAGUGGCGGUAAAAGAGAUCAAGGUCAAGUAUAAAUCCAGCAAUGGUGGAAAUCAAAACAAUAGGAAAUGGGAUAGAAAGAAAUGGGGAGAAAGAGGCUUUGAAAAUAAUUUAAAAAAAAACAAGAAUACAUUGAAAGGGGUCAAGGUCUGAGAGGUGAGGGUUGGAGAAUGGCUGACAUAGGACAAAAUAAACAAAAAGGUGCUCAGCCCUCAUCGCCUCGGUGUUCAGAUUAACGGCUGAAGCGGAAGUUGACAAGCUAUCGCCUGGACCCACUGCCUGUCUCUAUAAAUAAUGUUUAAUUGGAACUGGGCCUCACUCCUCAUUGACA
This is a messenger RNA of Hippopotamus amphibius kiboko, 3682 nucleotides long. It is a transcript of the gene ZNF286A, whose product is annotated as zinc finger protein 286A. Gene Ontology annotation, biological process: regulation of transcription by RNA polymerase II. Gene Ontology annotation, molecular function: DNA-binding transcription factor activity, RNA polymerase II-specific; RNA polymerase II cis-regulatory region sequence-specific DNA binding. The record is from RefSeq and is a predicted model, not a curated record. NCBI's taxonomy places the organism in Eukaryota, Metazoa, Chordata, Mammalia, Artiodactyla, Hippopotamidae. Bases 293 to 1855 code for a protein of 520 amino acids. The transcript is spliced from 6 exons.